AUGGCAUUCCCCUGUAUUUCUGCAUCAGAGAAUGAUGCUAUGGAAAGUUCUUUAGUGUCAGGGAUGUCAGAGAUUUGUGGGCAGAAUUUUGGAUUCAGUAAUAUUUGUUUCUCAGAGUCAUGCUCUAUGUGGGGUGAUGAUGUUCAAAAGAUUUUAGACCUGCAUUCGGUCCAUGAUUAUUUUCUUUUGAGGAUGGGGAAGAGACGAAAUGGGGAAGCAGAUUUGGUGGUGUUCUGGCACAAAGGAUCUGAUUCUAAAAAGGAACUAGAACACCCACAUUCAGAGAGUACAAUUUUCUCUGAGAUGGUUAGUUUUGUGGAUCAGUCUGGGGCAAAAUAUGCAGUUCUAUAUCUCUCAGACCCCAUUAAAUCAAUCCAAUAUCCUUCUCAUUGA
Molecule: messenger RNA, 393 nt
Organism: Rosa rugosa (rugosa rose)
Lineage: Eukaryota; Viridiplantae; Streptophyta; Magnoliopsida; Rosales; Rosaceae
Exons: 1
Coding region: 1-393 (130 amino acids)
Source: RefSeq, a predicted model, not a curated record